Messenger RNA from Acanthosepion pharaonis, 1092 nucleotides. The record is from the annotation of a GenBank genome assembly. Lineage: Eukaryota; Metazoa; Mollusca; Cephalopoda; Sepiida; Sepiidae.
AUGUUUAAGGCCGAGUUUUUCAAUCCGAAUGAAUGGGCAAGUCUAUUUAAAGAAUCAGGAGCUAAGUAUGUUGUUUUAACUUCAAAACACCAUGAAGGAUAUACACUUUGGGGAUCUAAACAUUCUUGGAAUUGGAAUUCUGAAGAUGUUGGCCCUCAUCGAGAUCUUGUAGGUGAGGUAGCUGCAGCUGUAAGAGAAAAAGGUCUUAAAUUUGGUGUGUACCAUUCUUUGUAUGAAUGGUUCAAUCCUAUUUAUUUAAAUGAUAAAAAAAAUAGAUAUCAAACACAGGAUUAUGUGAAGCAAAAACUGAUGCCCGAGAUGAAAGAACUUGUGACUAAAUAUAAACCUGAUAUUCUCUGGGGUGAUGGAGACUGGGAAGCAUCCAGCAAUUAUUUCAAUACAACCAAAUUCAUGGCAUGGCUAUACAAUGAAAGUCCUGUUAAAAACACUGUUGUCAUAAAUGAUCGAUGGGGAAAUGAUGCACGUUGCCGUCAUGGUGGAUUCAUGACUUGUGAUGACCGAUAUAAUCCAGGCACUAUUCAACCUCGGAAAUGGGAGAAUUGUAUGACAAUUGAUAAAGAGUCUUGGGGAUACCGCAGGAAUUCUCAGGAGCAAGAUUACUUCACAAUACAAGAACUGAUUGAGAUUCUGGUUAAAACAGUCAGUUGUGGUGGAAACCUAUUGAUGAACAUUGGACCUACGAGUGAUGGACGUAUUAUUCCACUCUUUCAAGAACGCCUGAAGCAGUUUGGCAAAUGGCUCAAGGUGAAUGGUGAGGCCAUCUAUGGCACAAAGCCAUGGAUAGCCCAGCAGGACAUUUUCAAUCCCAAAGUUUGGUACACAUCUAAAAGUGCUGAAAAUGGAGUCCUCAGUGUUUAUGCUAUUGCCCUUGACCUGCCAGUUUCAGGAUCCAUGGAACUUGGUGUUCCAAAACCAUCACAGGAUACAAUUGUAACAUGGUUAGGAUAUGAAGAAGGAAGUAUAAAAUGGACAGUUUCUGGAAAUAACAUUGUGCUUGAGAUUCCCAAAAUCCUUCCAAAUCAGUUGCCAUGUGAAUGGGCGUGGGUGUUUAAAAUUGAAAAUUUAAAAUGA